This is a messenger RNA of Dibothriocephalus latus, 210 nucleotides long. The record is from the annotation of a GenBank genome assembly. Lineage: Eukaryota; Metazoa; Platyhelminthes; Cestoda; Diphyllobothriidea; Diphyllobothriidae.
AUGUCAGGACGACGGCACAUUAUGCUAUGGGAGAAGAAGGUACAACUGGUUAAUGAGACGAAACAAGCGGUUGACUCCUCUGUCGGCCAGGGCGAGAUAAAGGCCAUGGAGUCGGAGAUCCAUCGAAUGGAACUUCGGAAAGCGCAAAUCGCCCGCCAGCAGGAGAUGCUCAUUCAGGCUCUUGAGAAGUCAGUGGCAAGGGUGUCCUAA